AUAAAAGAAAGAAACUCGACUCUAGUUAGUUAUCCCUCCCUCCAAAAAGAAGGCCAUGGCCCUUUCGACCCUCCCCAUUUUUUCUUCACCAUUUCUCUUCCCUCUCAAAACCCCGAAACCCUUUAAACCCCAAAAACCUCUGACGAUAACUUGCAGUUCACAAGAACCGAAAAGACCCUUCAAGGCCCCACAAAGACCCACUUCCAGAAACAGGAAAAGAAGACCAUAUGGGACCUCUAGGAGGUCAAUUCUCAAGAAAACAUUCACUCAAGAGCAGGUCAAGUUCACUGCGAGUGUCUCUGAUGACCCUCACGUGGGGAUUGUUGGUGGAGGAAUGGCUGGUCUGGUUUGUGCUUUGAGCUUGGAGAAGAGAGGUGUUAAGUCCACUGUUUUUGACACGGGUAUGCAUGGAUUGGGAGGAAGAAUGGGAACUAGGGUCAUUGAUCCCCAACAACUUAUAUUUGAUCAUGCUGCUCAGUUCUUUACUGUGAGUGAUUCUUGGUUUGCUGAGCUAGUUGAUUAUUGGUUGGAGAAAGGUUUGGUUCGACAGUGGCAAGGUUUAGUUGGUGCACUUGAAUUGGGUGGUCAUUUUGUUCCUCUUCCUCCAUCACCACCAAGGUUUAUAGGUGUUAAGGGAAUGCGCCCUUUAGCAGACUCAUUACUUUCAGAGACUUCUAUGGUCAAUGUGGUGAGACCUUGCUGGAUAAGUAAACUUGAGCCUUUUAAUGGGAUGUGGCACUUGAGUGAGAAUGGAAAACCUUGUGGGCAGUUUGAUGCAAUUGUUAUUGCUCACAAUGGAAAAUGUGCAAAUCGCUUGCUUGCUUCGUCAGGUUUACCCCUGAUUGCUAAACAAAUGAAGAGGCUAGAAUUGAGUUCUAUAUGGGCCCUUCUUGCAGCAUUUGAGGAUCCCCUUCCUAUUGGAGAUGGUAAAGUGACAUUUGAAGGAGCCUUUGUUAAGGGAGUUGAUUCUGUCUCUUGGAUGGCAAACAACUCAAUGAAGCUUUUGGGUUCUCAGAGUAAUGGUCCUCACUGUUGGACCUUUUUCAGCACUGCAGCAUAUGGAAAAAGAAAUAAGGUUCCUCAGGAAAAUAUACCGACUGCAACAGCGGAGAAGGUAAAAACAAGCAUGCUUGAGGGUGUUGAAGCAGCACUUGGACUACCAAAACAAUCACUUCAGAGACCUUUUUACUCAAGAGUCCAGCUAUGGGGUGCAGCUCUUCCAACUAACACUCCAGGUAUUCCAUGUAUAUUUGAUCCUGAUGGAAGGGCUGGUAUUUGUGGUGAUUGGUUAUUGGGAUCAAGUUUAGAGUCAGCAGCUUUAAGCGGCAUGGCUCUUGGCAAUCAUAUUGCAGACUAUUUACAAAGUGAUGAGGCUUGUCCCGAGGAGUUUGCUGUUGGUUUAGAGAAGGAAUUUCAGGCAAUUCAAGGACAUGAUAUUGGACAAUUUCCAGGGGUUGAAUCCUCAAGACAAGACAGUGAAAUGCCUGCAUAUCAACUUGCCACUUAAAACCCAGUGUUGAACCUUGAAAGAUUCCUGCAAAAUCCAAGCUUCAGGAGGCAUCGCCAUUGAUCACAGGGACCUUGGCAAGCUCCAGUCAUCAUUCAAACAGUUACAUACUAGAUUUUGAGCUUCACGUAGAAGAUUGCUCUGAUGCUCGAAAACUGAAAACCAGGUGGAAUUUCUGGAGGUUGCACUGGUUCUGGUUCAAAUUCAUAUCACGUUGGUUCUGAAGCCUAAAAGAUGUACUUCUCUACCUUACACACGGCAAUAGAAGAAACAUUGGUUUUGGUUCA
This is a messenger RNA of Theobroma cacao (cacao), 1794 nucleotides long. RefSeq names its product FAD/NAD(P)-binding oxidoreductase family protein. The record is from RefSeq and is a predicted model, not a curated record. Lineage: Eukaryota; Viridiplantae; Streptophyta; Magnoliopsida; Malvales; Malvaceae.